This is a messenger RNA of Endocarpon pusillum Z07020, 981 nucleotides long. RefSeq lists its product as uncharacterized. The coding region runs from base 1 to 981 and encodes 326 amino acids. Lineage: Eukaryota; Fungi; Ascomycota; Eurotiomycetes; Verrucariales; Verrucariaceae. Gene Ontology annotation, biological process: peroxisome fission. Gene Ontology annotation, cellular component: peroxisomal membrane. The transcript has 2 exons. The record is from RefSeq and is a predicted model, not a curated record.
AUGGCUGACGCGACGCCGUCAACUGGCGCGUCUUCAGCUACAGAUGUGUCUGCUACACACGCAAAGUCUGACCUGAGGGCACAAGACGGCCCUCUGCCACUUUCCCCUGAAAUAUCCAACCCAAAGCAGGAUUUCAAUUCACCAUCUGUCUUGCAGCGAUAUGCCUCAGCGACUGAUCAAUCCAUUGUUCGACUUCAAAGACUUUUGACAACAGCUACUGGUCUGGAUACAUUCUUAUCGACCCUCAAUUAUACGCUGUAUAUCUUAGCAUACUUAGAGGCUCAGUCACCCUCAAAAGCGACUUUGCUGCAGCGGUUGUUAAAGCUCAGCAAUGCCGGGACACGUGGAUCUCAGAAUACACCAUCUAAGCCUUUACAGGGCAUUCCACCAUCUGCUACUCCAUUUGGCACACUUGCAAGUCUCAUAUCAGAUACCCGCAUCACCCUUCGCCUUACGGCACUUCUACCGCUUUAUGUCUGGCUGCGGAAACUGGUGAACAACAACGGGAGGCAGGAUCGAUCACUCAGAGCUAUCGCAUUAGCUCAAUGUAUAUCCUACAUCAUUUUCCAAUUCACAGAAAACGUAGUCUUCCUGGCGGAUCGAGGUAUCGUGUCACGAAAGUGGCUGGAAAAGAGAGGUGGGAGUGCAAAGUGGUGGUUGUGGAGCAGUCGUGCCUGGCUCAUCGGUGUUUGCUGCGACUUGUUGAGGCUGUUCCGGGAGGCUGUUAUCGACCCAGAAAACGGGGUCCUACUGAGGCGAACGAGGAAGGGGAGAAUGGAGACUGAAAUCGAGAAGCAACAGAAAGCUGAUCGCAUGUGGUGGAGCGAGGUUUUCGUCGCAAGCUGUUGGUUGCCUGUCUGUCUGCAUUACAGCUUGCAGAACGGGCUGAAGGGAGUAAAUAGCGGUGUCAUUGGGCUUCUAGGGUUCAUGGCUGGAGCGCAGAGCUUCAUGGCUCAGUGGGCCAAGACCAAGACCACUUGA